AUGGCCAUGUUUGCUAGUAACAUCUUAACCGAAGGUCCAGUGGCCCUCAUCGGGGGACCGAGUUCCGGCAAAUUUGCUGCUUGCCAGAUUGAAGCUGCUCUUGACGAUGGCGGAAGAGGACAUUCCAGAAUGGAUACCUUUGCCGACUAUAUUGGAUAUCAAGAAUUCUUUCUUGAAAGAACCAAGUACAACUUAGGGUAUCCAGCUAAUUUGGAGUUCGAUUACGGCGCUCUUAGUCAAUUGCAACCCUUCACCAUCAACAACGCGGGCGAUCCAUUUAUUGAAGGGAACUACUGUAUCCAUUCAAGACAGUUUGAAGUUGGGGUCCUGGAUUGGUUCGCCGGGCUGUGGGAGAUUGAAAAGGAUGAGUAUUGGGGUUACACCACAAGCGGUGGAAGUGAAGCGAAUCUUCACGGAAUCCUCAUUGGAAGAGAGCUCUUUCCGGAGGGAAUCUUGUAUGCAUCAAGAGAUUCUCAUUAUUCCGUCUUUAAGGUUGCACGAAUAUGCAGAUUGGAUUGCGUAAAGGUGGAUACUCUUGUCACAGGAGAAAUAGACUGUGCGGAUUUUAAGAGAAAACUAGCCAUGAACAAGAACAAGCCCGCAAUUAUCAAUGUCAACAUAGGAACAACGGUCAAAGGUGCUGUGGAUGAUCUCGAUCUUGUCAUUCGGACCCUUGAAGAAACCGGGUUCACCCGGGACAGGUUUUACAUCCACUGCGAUGGAGCAUUAUUCGGAAUCAUGAUGCCAUUCCUGAAACAUGCGCCACAAGUUUCAUUCAAGAAACCUAUUGGAAGUGUAAGUGUUUCGGGCCACAAGUUCUUAGGUUGUCCGAUGCCAUGUGGUGUGCAGAUUACGAGAUUGGAGCACAUAAACGCGCUUUCGAGCAAUGUGGAGUAUAUUGCUUCAAAGGACGCCACAAUUACAGGAAGUAGAAAUGGUCAUGCUCCGAUCUAUCUGUGGUAUGCUCUCAACCGGAAAGGACAUAAAGGGUUAAAGAAAGAUGUUUUACAGUGUGUUAAGAAUGCUCAAUACUUGAAGGACCGUCUUAGACGGGCCGGGAUCAGUGCUAUGCUCAAUGAUCUGAGCAGUACCGUUGUUUUCGAGCAACCGCGGGAUGAGGGGUUUGUUCGUCGGUGGCAACUUGCUUGUGAGGGAAGAAUCGCGCAUGCGGUUGUGAUGCCGAAUAUAACAGUUGAGAAGUUGGAUGAGUUUUUGGAGGAACUUAUAAAAGGACGAUCUUCAUGGUACAGAGAUGUCAAAGUCCAGCCUCCUUGUCUUGCAGAGGUUAUUGGACCUGCAAAUUGUUUAUGUCCUCUUCAUAAGUGAUCAAGGGAUCUUAAGUUUUUAAACUUUGUUGGUUGUUCUCAAAUGUGGUUUAAUAAGAGAAAACAACUGCUUGGAAAUGUUUUUUCUUUCAUUAGUCUUUGUUUCUCAAGCUCAACGUGCUGUUUACUUUAAAGACUAGGGUUUGUAAGAGGGCUAGCUUUACUCUAG
Oldenlandia corymbosa var. corymbosa is the source of this 1494-nucleotide messenger RNA. The record is from the annotation of a GenBank genome assembly. NCBI's taxonomy places the organism in Eukaryota, Viridiplantae, Streptophyta, Magnoliopsida, Gentianales, Rubiaceae.